AUGACUUGGACCAUCGCCUUUUCGCUCUUGGUCGCGCUUCCUUUGGCCGUGGCCAUUCCUCCCCCAGAUUUCGGCUUCCCUGAGGCUCCAAACCACACAGAGCUCUCGGUGACCUACCAAGCCAAUGGCAAUUCAUUUGUCGUUGCAGAGGCAGAUCUCUUUGGUGUAGACAUUCCUGCCAAAGAGCCUACCGUCGCCGUCGAGACUGCGAGCUACGAAUCUAUUGCAACCUACAAUGGGUCCUAUGUGCUCCUCAUGGUCGAUCCUGAUGCGAGAUAUCCUUCAAGCCCGAACCUACGCUUCAUCCUACAUUGGCUUCAGACGGACAUGACAGUCGCGGCGCAGUCCCCUGAUGGCACUAGUCAGUUGGUCAACUCAUCUGCGCCGCGAGUACCCCACCUCGGACCAUCUCCUCCUACCGACUCUGCCGCCCAUCGCUACAUCAUCUAUGCCUUUUUCCAACAUGCAAACUUUACUUUCCCUCAAAACUUUGAAGAUUUCAAUGCUACGAGUCGCACAAACUUCAACCUACCGUCUUUCUUGGACGAGUCGAAGUUAGGCCAAACACCUGCUGCUGCAAUGUACUACUUUGCCAGCAAUCAGACCCAGGUACCACAAGACUUUACCGCUACAGCAGGAGGGACAUAUCCAGGUGGAAAUGGUGGGAUGAUCACGGCGGGGCCGGGCCCCAAUAUUACUUCCAGCACUGCGCCUGCCGCUCCCUCGACGUCCGCUUCUACGACGUCCAGCUCCGUCACGUCAACUUCAGCUUCGGACUCAGGCACUUCGGCAUCAGGUAGCGCGUCACAGACCGCGUCGGAAACUGGGUCGACAACACGAUCAGCUGCUUCGGCAUCGGACACAAGUGAUGCUGUCAAGCUACUUGUCGGAUCAGGGGGCCUAGUUGCGGGCUUGAUAUCAUUGUGGAAUCUCGUGUGA
Capronia coronata CBS 617.96 is the source of this 939-nucleotide messenger RNA. RefSeq lists its product as uncharacterized. Gene Ontology annotation, biological process: regulation of Ras protein signal transduction; regulation of proteolysis. The record is from RefSeq and is a predicted model, not a curated record. Gene Ontology annotation, molecular function: phospholipid binding; peptidase inhibitor activity. Lineage: Eukaryota; Fungi; Ascomycota; Eurotiomycetes; Chaetothyriales; Herpotrichiellaceae. Bases 1 to 939 code for a protein of 312 amino acids. The transcript has 2 exons.